This is a messenger RNA of Gryllus bimaculatus (two-spotted cricket), 939 nucleotides long. The record is from the annotation of a GenBank genome assembly. Lineage: Eukaryota; Metazoa; Arthropoda; Insecta; Orthoptera; Gryllidae.
AUGUCAUUCAUACAACAUGUUUUCUUGCAGGCUGUGGAGGAGUCGCACAAAGUGCCUGAUGAUGGUGUCAUGAUCCAGACAUCCCCAGAAAACUAUGUUGUCACCCCACACAGAAAGAGACGUCCUGGUUUCCACAACUCUCCAGCGCAGAACCCUCCAUUUGUACCUUUAUGCCCAUCAUAUCUGGAUGAGAUUCGGUACCGCAACAGCCUCCACAGCCCCAGUCCACGACAUCUGGCUCAUCCAAUGUCUGCUUCUGCACCACCAUAUUUGGAACGAGUGUCCACACCACCAGGAAGUGGACCUUUGCAACCAGGACAAGAAAUGGGCACCCUUACCUCAACACAACAACAUGUGCGUGAAGAUGUAGUAGUGAAAUAUCGACCACCAAGUGGCGAUGGUCAUGUGCAAACUGUAGACUAUACCACCCGAUCAGGAGAUGGAGGACCUUGGGGGACGUGGGCAUUAUGUUCACCGCAGGUAGGCGUCAGUUCCGAAGAGACUGCAGCCAGUGGUGCAUAUGCACCGAUAAGUGGGAGUAUAAAAAGUGAAGGUAACGGAGCUGGAGACAGUUCUGGGUCGUUCAACAGCACGUCGAACACCAGCUCCACAUCCAACUAUAAGACAGUUCCCGUACGUGAAUAUCGUUGUGAAUAUUGUGGAAAGCAGUUCGGAAUGAGCUGGAACUUAAAAACACAUCUUCGUGUUCAUACUGGGGAGAAGCCGUUUGCGUGUCGACUAUGUGUGGCAAUGUUUAAACAGAAGGCACAUCUUCUAAAGCAUCUGUGCUCUGUGCAUCGGAAUAUCAUCCAUGAAGGUGGAGAGGGCCGGUUCAGUUGCUGUUUCUGUCAGCUGACAUUUGAAGCCCUCCAAGAGCUCAUUAGACACUUAUCAGGUGCACAUAACAACCUGCUCCUCAGCAAGAACUUGCAUGAAUAA